Molecule: messenger RNA, 5208 nt
Organism: Xylaria bambusicola
Lineage: Eukaryota; Fungi; Ascomycota; Sordariomycetes; Xylariales; Xylariaceae
Exons: 5
Coding region: 302-4759 (1485 amino acids)
Biological process (GO): lagging strand elongation; leading strand elongation; DNA replication
Cellular component (GO): alpha DNA polymerase:primase complex
Molecular function (GO): DNA replication origin binding; pyrimidine nucleotide binding; single-stranded DNA binding
Source: RefSeq, a predicted model, not a curated record
CUAGGUAGUAAUGAAGCGCGUUUGUGUACUGUAUUAUUCCAAGAGUCAGGGGGCUAAAGUGCUACAGGCCGGGUUUCGCGAGACGCGUGCUCGAGACCGACCCGCGACGCGUCCCCGCUUUGUGUUAAUUAACAAUUCCUUCCCCAAGAGGCAACUGUCGUUGGAGCAAUUGGUUCACCACCCAUUUCUCGACCGUCCCGCUCUUAUUUACACUGCUCAUUCGUGUUUCUUUCUACUCCUCAAUGAAUGAGACCAUCGCUCUGUACGAAAUCGCCGCUUUGAGAUCAGCUUUCUGAAGACCAUGUCGAAAGCUGCCAGCAGACGAUCCAAGCUUGCCGAGCUGCGAGCUUUGCGCGCCUCUGGUAAGAAAGCCUAUGACACAUACGAAGUCUCUGAGGGGCAGGCUUUAUACGAGGAGGUCGACGAGAACGAAUACAAGAAGAUUGUCAGAGAACGUCUCAAUCAAGACGACUUUGUUGUUGACGACAAUGGCGAGGGCUACGCCGAUGAUGGCCGCGAGGAUUGGGAUCGAAUUCAAACCUACAGUUCUGAUAGUGAAGACGACGCAGCCGUGGGGCGUAGAGACCGUAAGUCUGACAAACGGAAACGAGAAGAAGACAAGGCGAAGAGAGAUGCCGACGAUCGUGACAUCAGCGAAUAUUUCAUGAAAGGGCAGACAGCCCUUCAGCCUAAACCCAAGGCAAUCAAAACCGAGGACGACGAUAAAUUCCUCUCAAACCUACUUGGCGAGGUCGACGCAAAUGUCCCAGCCCCAGCGCUCCGACUCGCUAAAAGGAACAGGUCGCCUGAGAGACGUCGUGUUCGCGCCUUGUCUCCCGUCCGUGAACAUCGGCAGCCAGUAACCAAAAGGGUCAGGCUCAGUCCAGAGCAUCCGUCCCCUACACCCCGCGCUCAGAAUCCCUGCGAUGACGACUUUCUCCCCCCAAUAGACGACGAUAUACCACCAAAAGCUGACGACGAGGUCAUGAGCGAUGCGCUGCCAACCCCCUCAUCUCCCAUUUCAAAAGCGGUUGCUCGCAAAGCCCAGGUUAAGGCCGCCUCGGCAGAUGAAGAUGAGGAUGAAGAGAUGAUGGAAGUAGCGCAUGCCGGUGCAAUAAACUCAACGAAUGUUAACUUAUCUGCCUCUCGAACUUUUAAAAAGCUGAUUAAACCUGAUCCUUAUCCUACGCCCGCCAGCUCUUCGCCUUCUAAAGCCCCGGAAGCCGAUGUUGAUUCAUCCUCUUGGAACCAACUGACUGACAAAUUGAAUAUUGUUGGCAGCUCAGCUCCUCCGACCCGAACUGUCGGUAAAAUGGACUACAAGGACGCUAUCGAAGAAGAUGGCAGUCUCAAUAUGUUUUGGACUGACUAUACCGAAAUCAAUGGAUCCCUUUGUUUGUUUGGCAAAGUACAAAACAAGAAAACUGGCGCUUAUGCAAGCUGUUUCGUCAAAAUUGACAACAUACUCAGAAAACUGUACUUUUUACCUCGAAAAUAUCGCCAACGGGAUGGACAAGACACGAGCGAGGAAGUCGAAAUGAUGGAUAUCUAUUCCGAAGUUGAUGAUAUUAUGACUAAGAUGAAUGUCAGUAUGCAUAAAAUCAAAGCUUGCAACAGAAAAUACGCGUUUGAGCUACCUGGAAUUCCUCGGGAAACUCAGUAUCUUAAGCUCUUGUAUCCGUAUACUAAAUCGCAGAUUGCUGCCGAGAUAACGGGCGAGACAUUUUCUCACGUAUUUGGCACCAACACUGCCUUAUUCGAGCAGUUUGUGCUGUGGAAGAACAUUAUGGGCCCAUGCUGGCUCAAAAUCCGAGACGCUGAUUUUGGCACUUUGAAGAACAGCUCAUACGCUAAACUCGAAGUCUCUGUCAGUAGUCCGGAUACAGUCUCGCCAUUGAACGACUCGGAUAACCUAGACGCCCCCCCCCUUUCGCUGAUGAGUCUAGCAAUGCGAACAACCUUCAAUGCUAAGGACAACAAGGCAGAGAUUCUUUCAAUUAGUGCUCGUAUUUAUGAAAAUGUCCUACUCAGCGAUACCACGCCUGCCGACCAGCUUCCAUCUCGGACUUUUACUGUAAUACGGCCAAAUGGGACCUCUUUUCCUCUCGGGUUUGAUAAGCUGGCGCAGGGCAGGCGGAACGGCUUGAUCAAAUUAAUGAAGACAGAAGCAGAAUUAUUGUCAUUCUUCCUCGCGCAAGUUGAAGUUGUCGAUCCUGAUGUUCUACUCGGACACCAGCUUGAAGGUGUCGAUUACAGUAUUUUACUGAACAGACUGCACGAGAAAAAAUCUCCGCAAUGGGCACGUCUCGGGCGGCUCCGUAGGACUCAAUGGCCAGCAUCCAUUGGAAAGCCCGGCGGUAACGUUUUUGCAGAGCGUCAAGUCAUGGCCGGCCGCCUCCUAUGUGAUCUUGCCAACGAUGCGGGCAAAUCAGUCAUGUAUAAGUGCCAGUCCUGGAGUCUCACUGAGAUGUGCAACCUAUAUCUAGGUGACCAAACACGUCGUAGGGAUAUAGAUAAUGAGGCAGCCUUGAAGACUUGGGCCGCGGAGAAAAACGGACUAAUGGAUUAUAUCACUCAUAUGGAGGCGGAUACGUAUUUCAUUACCGCGCUGGCACUCAGGACACAAAUACUGCCUCUCACGAAAGUCUUGACAAAUUUGGCCGGAAACUCAUGGGCUCGAACGCUCACAGGAACACGAGCCGAGCGCAACGAGUACAUUCUGCUACAUGAAUUUCACCGCAACAAGUAUAUAUGCCCUGACAAGCAAUUCUAUAAAGGGCGCCCAAAAGUCGAGGACGAGGCAGAUGAAGACGAUAGUGCUGCUACUAAAAAGAAGGAUAAGUACAAAGGUGGCUUGGUUUUCGAGCCAGAGAAGGGAUUGUAUGACAAGUUUGUGUUAGUCAUGGAUUUCAACUCCCUAUAUCCGUCCAUCAUCCAAGAGUUCAAUAUCUGCUUUACAACUGUGGAGCGGACUGAUCUGUCAGAGGACGAGGAUGGCGUACCGGAAGUGCCAACUGAACAAGAACAAGGCAUAUUACCCAAGCUUAUUGCAACUCUUGUCAGUCGCCGGCGACAAGUCAAAUCGCUUAUGAAAGAUAAAGGUGCCACUCCGGAACAGCUUGCCACGUGGGAUAUCAAACAACUUGCACUAAAACUCACUGCAAAUUCCAUGUACGGCUGUCUGGGAUAUACUAAAUCGCGAUUCUAUGCGCGACCCCUGGCUGUGCUCACUACCUUCAAGGGUCGCGAGAUUCUCCGCAGUACCAAGGAGCUCGCAGAGUUUAAGUCGCUACAGGUUAUUUAUGGUGAUACAGACUCUGUCAUGAUCAAUGCCAAUGUGGAGUCAGUUGCGGAUGCGUUGAAAGUAGGCAAUGAUUUCAAGAAAGCGGUCAACGAACGGUACCGCCUCCUUGAGAUUGACAUUGAUAACGUCUUCCGCAGAAUUCUUCUGCAGGCCAAGAAAAAGUAUGCUGCCAUCAAUCUCGUCGAAGCGCCUGGUGGCAAAUUCAUCGAAACGAUGGAGGUCAAAGGUCUGGACAUGAAGCGCAGAGAGUACUGUGGUCUAUCGAAAGAGAUCUCAUCCCGGAUACUGAACGAAAUACUUUCAGGCGACGAGACUGAAGUAGCCGUCCAACGGAUACACGAAUACCUACGGGAUAUAUCCGGGAAAAUGCGCGAGCAUGCAAUUCCCGUUCAAAAGUACAUUAUAUACACACAACUCGGCAAGGCGCCAAAGGAGUAUCCUAAUGCAGACUCCAUGCCCCAGGUGCAGGUCGCUCUGCGCGAAAUCGCAAGAGGUAAACAAAUCCGCCGUGGCGAUGUCAUCUCGUAUGUAGUCACGGGAGACAGCAAGACCAGCUCAGAACCUGUUGCCAAGCGUGCCUACACACCUCAAGAUGUCACUAAGAAAGACUCCGACCUUAAGGUCGAUGUCGAGUGGUAUAUUGGGAAGCAAAUUUUCCCUCCUGUUGAACGCCUGUGUGCCAAUAUCACUGGCACAUCUACAUCGCAACUAGCCGAGCAGCUUGGCCUGGAUGUGCGGCGCUAUGCCAACAACUCUUCGAGCCAAUCUGGCUCCAAUGACAUGGAGAUACAUCCAUUGGAGUCCCAAAUUCCUGACGAAAUUCGCUUCCGUGAUUGCGUACCACUCUCUCUACGUUGCCGGAAGUGCAAGAUUAUAUCAUCGUUUGAGGGUCUGCUCCCUGCUACUCUUAAUUCGGAGACUAGUAAAGCCGCAACUGUGACAGCGCAGGGCGUCUCUUGCCCGUCAUGCUCUUCCAUUAUCCCAAACCUCAGCGUCGUCGCACAGGUGGAACAUGCGAUACGUGUACAGACGUCGCGCUAUUAUGAAGGCUGGCUUGUGUGCAAUGAUGAAUUAUGUGGAAACCGCACUCGUCAGCUAUCCGUCUAUGGCACCCGGUGUAUGGGACCCAAGGGCCUCGCAACGGGCUGUUUAGGUCGCAUGCGCUACGAAUACUCGGAGCGUGACAUAUACAACCAGCUAGUCUACUAUGCUUCCCUUUGGGACGUCGAAAAGGCUCGUUCGAAAGCCCAGUCGGGCGCAACCGGCCUCGGCGGCGAAGGAAAUGCUGGUGCUCUAAGCGCCGCAGAGCAAGAGCGCAUCAAGACCCUCGCCGAACACAACCGCAUCCGCUUCACAACUAUCAAAAGUGUGGUUGACAAGUACAUUGAUAAAUGCGGUCGCCAGUGGGUGGCGAUGGAUACCUUGUUCUCAAAGCUCGGGUUUGUUGCUGCUUGAAGUAUUGGUUGUGUUAAGCAUAGAAAUAUCAUCUUGGUUGACAGCAGCAUUAUUGUUGAACUUGGUUGUGAUUAUGAUGCAGGUAUAUGCUCCUGGAUGCUCGCUUAGUCUCAUGGCAUAAUGGUCAUGGGUCUCUUCAUACUUGAUUGAGUACAUGCGGUAGCGGUGUUUCUCAUACUGGCGGCGUUUCUGAGCAAAUGGAUGGCUAGGCGGUGUUCUGAUUAUUGAUGUCUGUAUUUCCCCAGAUUAACGGACUAGAAAUGCGCGAUUAAUAAGUUUACAUAUGCAAGUCAUUUCACUUACCAUCGAGAUCUUUUCAAGACAUACGAAGAGUGUAGCCAUAGGAGCUGAGCACUUCACCUGUCAUCCCAUCAGUACGCCUAUCAGGAUUAAAUACAAAUAUUCUGGUCACUGAUUCAUAAUGUGCUUAAAGUAAAUCAUCGUAUGAC